AAUGUCGUACACACUAGACCCUGCGGCAGAGUGGCAGGAUUUGUGUCUUCGGGGGGCGAGGGUCCUUCGCUCACUCUCUCUCUCUUCGCUCUUUGUGGACGCGUCUCUCGCGGCGUCGCCUCAGUUGCCUUCUUGUUUUUCCCCUUUCCUCUCGCUGCGAUCCUCUGUGUGUGUGUGUGCGCGUCUGUAUGUCUUCUUUGGCGCUGCAGCGUUCUUGUUUCUCCUUCAGUGUUGUCUCGACGAAGGUUUCAACGGAUGGGUAGGAAUGCUUCUGAUUGCGCCGACGAUGGGGUUUAUUUCCCUCUGCUAUGCGGGACCGUGGGGUUGCGAGUGAAUCGUAUGGAUGUGUGCACUGGCGGAGGAGAAUGUUCACUUUUCGGGGGACGGGUUGAGGAGGAUUGAAGGAUUUAGCUCUACUUGUGCUAGUGGUGCGCAAGCAAGGCUGGAUGGGAGCGUUUUCCGGGGUGCGGAGAGGGCGAACAAUGUGGAAACGCCGCGUUAAUCGCGAGUGAAAGAAGAGCUCUCGCGGCGUUGAUGGGUUGUUGUUAUUUUCUGGGACUGUUGCGAAUGCUGGAAGACGACAUCGAUCCAACGUCUGAACGUGUGUGCAUUAGACGCACUGGACGUGUCAGUCCGUGUGAUGUUGCGUCGUCGGUGAUUUGUGGGAAUUGUUGUAGCUUGAGAGUAGAUUGAGCGUGGAGUCGGAAACAUGAAGAAGCGAGAGAGGGGGGGAGAUGACAAUGCUCCCCCUCAGGGCAAGCGAGCUGCGGGACCUCGGAUAGGCGAAGAUUCCGAAGUUGCCGGAAACAAAACCAUUUCGGUAGCUAACGGACAUCGGUUGACCACUGACGAUGCGCUUGCGUACUUGAAAGCCGUGAAGGAAAAAUUCCAGGAGGACAAGCCCAAGUACGACGAGUUUUUGGAGGUUAUGAAAGACUUCAAAGCGCAGAAAGUGGACACUGCCGGUGUGAUCAGCCGCGUGAAGCAGUUGUUUAAGGGACACCCGCAAUUGAUUAUGGGCUUCAACGCGUUCCUUCCUAGAGGAUACGAGAUCACGCAGCCGGAGGAGGAGAAGCCUGCGGUGGAGUUUGACCAGGCGAUCAACUACGUAAGCAAGAUUAAGUCUCGGUUUGCAACAAAAGAGAGUGUGUACAAACAGUUUUUGGAGAUUCUGAACUUCUACCGGAAAGGUAAUAAGACCAUCAAUGAGGUGUAUCAAGAGGUGGCUAAGCUGUUUGCUGACCAUCCCGAUCUGCUGGAAGAGUUCACAUACUUUCUGCCUGGAACGAACAGUGCCGCGAUGGGAACGGGUCAACCCAAUGCCAUACCCAUGCAGCAUAAUGCACACCAACGAGACGAGGCAGGGUUUAAAGCAAGUGGGAAACCAUCUAACGAUAGGCUGAUAAUUCCCAAGAAGGAGAAGUCUUUAGCUAUGCCGGGUGAACGAAGUCGAGAUCGAGAGCCUGAAAGACUUGUAGACAAAGAUCGUGUAAAGCUGGACAAGGACGACGAGACGAGCGAAUUUGGGCACAGGAAGGAUACAGUUGUCAAGGAGGAAGGAGGUCGGGACACGCAGAACGAUUUCGCGAAGCAGAAGCCCGCGAAGAGGACGUCUGCCCGUAAUGCGAGCGACGCCAUCAGGAGGCAGUCCCAGGCUGGCGAGGGAGGCGAGGGUUUCUCCGGGUCUGUACCCCAAGCGUCAACGGAUGACAAGAAAGCGGUAAAGGCUGCGAUCGGCGUGCAGUACCCGUUUUUUGACAAGGUUAAGGCCCGACUGCGCAGCCGAGACACAUACCAGGAGUUUCUGAAAUGUCUGAACAUCUUCAGCCAGGAAAUUAUCACCCGCGCGGAGCUGCAGACCCUGGUGGGCGACAUCCUGGGCAAGCAUGCUGAUCUGAUGGAGGGAUUCACCGAGUUCCUGACGCACUGCGAGAAUGUGGAGGGGUAUCUGGCAGGAGUGUUCAACGGGCGCAAGCUGCAGGAUUUCGCGGAUGCGGCACCUGUGAAGGCCGUGAAAACAGAGAGGGACGGCGAGCGAGAGAGGAACCGAGAGAAGGACAAGGAGCGGGAGAGGGAUAGGGAGAGAGAGCGGGACGUGAAGCCAUCGCAGGCUGCGAAGGAGGGGGGCCAUAAAGUGUCUUCGAACAAGGACAAGUACAUCAACAAGCCGAUAUCAGAGCUAGAUUUGUCGAACUGCGAUCGAUGCACUCCGAGCUACCGGCUGCUGCCAAAGUAUUAUCCUCGGCCAGUGUCGAGCCAUCGGACGGCGCUUGGGAACUCAGUGUUGAACGACAGCUGGGUGUCGGUGACGUCCGGGAGCGAGGACUACUCGUUCAAGCACAUGCGGAAGAACCAGUACGAGGAGAGCCUGUUUCGGUGCGAGGACGACCGGUUCGAACUGGACAUGCUACUGGAAGGUACGGCGGUGACGGCGAAGUUGGUGGGAGAAUACACUUCGAAGCAAGAGGAGCAGAGCGGGCAGGCGGAGGCAUUGCCUCCUGUGGACGAGUUUUUGUCUGCGAUCAAUUUGAGGUGCAUCGAGCGGAUAUACGGGGACCACGGGCUGGACAUGUUGGAGGCAGUCCGAAAGAACACGAGCCGAGCGAUGCCUGUGGUACACUCGCGCCUGGUGCAGAAGGAGGAGGAGUGGACUCGAUGCCGGGAGGUUAUGAACAAGGUGUGGUCGGAGGUGUACGCAAAGAACUGCUACAAGGCGCUGGACCACCGCAGCUUCUACUUCAGGUCGCAGGACAAGAAGGCGCUGAGUACGAAGGGGCUGCUGGCAGAGAUCAAGGAGAUGAAUGAGAAGAGGAGAAGAGAGGACGACAUGAUGUUGGCAGUUGCAGCGGGUAAUCGAAGGCCUCUGCUGCCGGAUCUGCGGUACGAGUUCAGCGACAUGUCGAUCCACGACGACAUAUACCAGAUAAUAAAGUACUCGUCGGAAGAGAUCAGUAGCUCGCCGGACCACGCGGAGAGGACGAUGCAAAUGUGGAGGAUGUUCGUGGAGCCGGUUCUAGGCCUAUCGUCGCGUUCGCAGGGGGUGGAGGACAUGGAGGAAGGGGUGAAGGGGAAGUCGGUGGAGGGCAAAGGCGAGGAUGGAACUGGUCGAAAGAGCGGUGGCAGUGAAGGUGAUGAGACAAGCAGCCCGGAGGGCGGGACCGCUGCACUUGAAGGACAGGGCAUCUUGGGCAGAGGUGUGGAGGUGGUGGGCGUGGAGGAAUGUAGGGCUCGGGUGACGGAAUGUACUACGAAUGGAGAACUUCAGCAAGCAGCCGUUUGUGGAGAGAAGAAUUUAGUCGACAAUGCAGGAGGAGAAGUGGAUGUGCGAGGUGGUGACAGCGCGAGAGAAGGUGUGGUGAGAGGUGCAGCUGAGGAUGAUGGAGAAGGCACGGCUGCACGGACGGAAGGGUGCGGCCGGUUACGCGAAGGGAACAGUGGGGCGAGGCAGAGCAGCGGGACAGCAGAUCGGGACGAUGUGAAAAAGCGGUCAAAUGUGAGGCAUGGUGAGAAUACGGGAAGCAGAUCGGUGGUGGGUGGUGGUGGUGGUUUAGCGGCGGAGGGCAAUGGCGCCCAUGGUGUCGCAGACAGAGAGGAAGGUGAGCUAUCGCCUUUGUCGGAGCGGGAGAAGCGAAAGCCGUCGAAGUGCAGUCCGCGGCGGGGGAAGGGCGAGAACGACGCGGUGAAGCUAUGCGGUCAUGAGGAGGUUGCAGAAGGAGUGGGUGGAGCGGAAAUGGAGCAUGAACAAGAUGAAGUUGGCGUGGAAAGUGCCCAGAUGUCGAGCGAGGACAGCGAUAGUCCUUCUGAAGCUAGGGAGGGGAUUUCUGGAUGUGAGCUGUCAGGUGGCGAGCAGUCUAAGCAUGAACAGGGAGAAGGGAAAACAGAGAGCGAAGGGGAGGCGGAGGGCAUGACGGACAUUGAUGAUGCAGAUGGAGAUGGUAACAUGCCAUUUGGAGAUUCAGAUCACCCAUUUGCACAUUGCAUGCCACUGGCUGUUUAUACCAGUUCCGUUGCAGGGUUGGAUGUGUCAUCCCGGGGGAAGAAAGGCGGAGGAAUCUUUUUCGGGAACGACAUGUUUUACAUUUUGCUUAGGCUCUACCAAACUCUGUACGAGCGGCUUCUGUCAGCGAAACUAAAUGCGCAGGCAUUUAAAAGAAAUGGCUGUGAGGGCAGCGAUGGCAGCUCUCAUCCCAAUUUAUACCUUCGGUUUAUUCAACUGCUGUAUGCGUUACUGGACGGAUCCAUAGAUAAUUCAAAGUUUGAAGACGAGUGCAGGGCAAUUAUAGGAAUACAGUCCUACAUGCUAUUCACGCUGGACGAGUUGAUUUUCAAGCUGGUGAAGCAGCUGGAAGCGGCUGCGACAGACGACGUGGUACAAAAGCUACUGACACUCUACGCAUACGAGAAUGGGCGGGAGGCCGUGGACACAGUGUAUUAUGCAGAUGUUUGCGUCUUGCUAAACGACGAGAGCAUAUACCGUUUUGAGCAGAGGUGCAGUCCGAACGAGUUGCUGAUACAGCUGAUGGAGAAUUCGGACGUUCCUGGGCACGCUUUCGAGAGCCCCUUUCAGAGAUACUUGGAUGGGUUUUUGACGUCAGUACCAUCAGGCAAGGGCAGGCAGGUAUUUGUGGCACGAAACUUGAAGCGGAGGUUGGUGGGAGAGGGUGUGGAUUAUGGGGAAGAUGUGAACAUAGUGAACGGGCUGGAGAUAAAGAUGACAUGUCGGACGUCGAAAGUGUCGUACGUGCUAGACACGGAAGACGUGUUUUGGAGGUCAAUGCCAGGAGGCAAGAGACGGAAGGUGAAGGUGGGGCCGAAGAGGGUGGGUCUGUUUCAUAAGUGGAUGCAAGAAAUGGAGAGUUUGAAGGUCGAGUUGAGCAGAUUUCAGUUUAGCUGAGUAUUGGCUCCGUUCUCCAAGUUAGUGAUUUCGGGGAUAACUUGCUGCUGGCUGCACAAGACUUGGCCCUACACUUAUCCAAUUCAUUCCUAUUCAAACCUGGGAUUUACGGAUGCGCUCCCUAAUCUUAUUCCACCUAGCACAACACUGAAUGCAGCCCAUUUUGAGGCGUGGUGCAAUUUUCUAGAUAGGUGAUUGUUUAGUCCCAUUUUGAGAGCCUGUAAGCCUUGAUCUCAUGCAGUCAAGAGGAUUCUUGCAAUUAUUUAGAGUGAAAAUUGAGAUCAGGUGAUUUUAGGGGGGCCCCACAUGAUACAUAGUUCCCAAAUGGUAGUCAAAGUGCAUUGCUAUUUUAGUUCUUCGAUGUUUUUGUCAAAGCCAGAAAGGCUGGACGUUAUUGUAAUUGGGCUUGUUUUUAGAGAGAGAUUGUUGUUUUGAA
Messenger RNA from Physcomitrium patens, 5330 nucleotides. RefSeq names its product paired amphipathic helix protein Sin3-like 4. The record is from RefSeq and is a predicted model, not a curated record. Gene Ontology annotation, cellular component: histone deacetylase complex; chromatin. Lineage: Eukaryota; Viridiplantae; Streptophyta; Bryopsida; Funariales; Funariaceae. Gene Ontology annotation, molecular function: transcription corepressor activity. Gene Ontology annotation, biological process: negative regulation of transcription by RNA polymerase II.